UUCUCAAUCCCACUCACAACUCGUAAUUCAUUUGGUUCGGAAAUGUCAUGUCAAACAAACAAAAUCGGGCAAUUGUGUGUGUUUGCAGUACGAGAACAAAUAUUCAUAAUGUUUAUUCAAUAAAGAAAAUUUACUUAGAUUUACAUAUUCCGCAGACGAGUCCCCCCAUGUAGUCGCUUUGCAGGCGCAGUUUCGAAACGUACGGCACCAACAAAGGAAGUGCCAUGAAUUCUGUUUAUUAUAACGGGGCCAACGAAAGACUUAUCCAUGAGGCCGAUCAAUUAAUAUCUUACUUAGAACGUGGGUCUCCUGUACUGAAGUUUUAUCCAAGAAAGAGACCGGAACGUCGCACACUAUCUGUGCGUCGGGAAACACAUCAGAUAAUUAUAUUCAGAAAUGGAACUCCUCAGCGACAUACGUUCGAAGGUACAUUGGAUAUAAGAGAUAUAAAGGAAGUCAGAGUCGGAAAAUCAUCAAAAGACUUUGAGCGGUGGCCUGAAGAGACGAAACGAAUAGAAAAUUCGAAAUGCUUCACAAUUUACUAUGGAACAGAGUUCAAACUACGCUCUGUAUCUUUCGUUGCUCAAACGGACAAGGAAUGUGAAACAUGGGUGAAGGGAAUUAGGUUUUUAGUAGAGGAAGCUAUAAGUACACCAUAUCCACUACAAAUUGAGAGAUGGUUGAGAAGAGAGUUUUAUACAAUAGAAAAUUCUCAUGAAAAGAUAACUCUGAAAGAAAUCAAGGCAUUCUUGCCUAAAAUCAACUGCAAAAUAUCAACAAGCAAAUUGCGCGACAUUUUCCAAGAAGUGGACACUGGUAAACGUGGCGAAAUUGGAUUCGAUGAUUUCUCAAUUCUUUAUCACAGAUUAAUCUUCGACGAAAAUAAUGUCCAUGAUAUAUUUGACAAGUACUCGCAUUAUUGCGAAAAUGGUACGACAAUAACAUUACGUGAAUUCCAAAGAUUCCUAAUAGUAGAACAAAACGAUAAAUUAGGAGAGGAUGAAGCCAAAACAUCUCAGUAUAUCAGAGAUUACUUACGUGAUCCUCAGAGAGAUAUAUCUGAACCAUAUUUAACCUUAAAUGAAUUCAUUGAAAUGUUGUUUUCAAAGCACAAUACAAUUUGGGACAGUAAACAUAAUCAGGUAACUCAAGAUAUGACAAAACCAUUAUCACAUUACUGGAUCUCAUCAUCUCACAAUACAUAUUUGACAGGUGACCAAUUCUCAAGUGAAUCUUCGCUGGAAGCAUAUGUGCGUUGCUUACGAUCAUGCUGCAGAUGCAUCGAAUUAGACUGCUGGGAUGGACCAGAUGGAAUGCCAUUCAUUUACCAUGGACAUACACUAACAACAAAAAUAAGAUUCAUGGAUGUUCUGAGAACUAUAAAGGAACAUGCUUUUGUUGCAUCUGAUUAUCCACUUAUUUUAUCCAUUGAAGACAACUGUUCGCUACCACAACAGAGACGUAUGGCGAAUGCAUUUCAAGAUGUCUUCGGUGACAUGUUACUUGUCCAAGCGAUUGAGAAAAAUGAAACUAGCUUGCCAUCACCCUAUGAUUUGCGUCGAAAAAUUAUUUUAAAGCAUAAAAAAUUACCUGAAGGUGCUGAGGAAAAUUCAUUUGCAGUACGUCUAGAAGAAGGUAAAGAUAUGGAUUUACGAAAUUCAAUUAAAAAUGGUAUAUUAUUAUUGGAAGAUCCCGUGGACAAAGAAUGGAAUCCUCAUGCAUUUGUGCUUACUGAAAAUAAACUUUACUAUACAGAAAACUAUAGUGCACCAAGUGAAACAGACAUUGAUAGUGAUGGUGAACCCGAAUUGGACACUUCGUCCAUACCUCAGGAUGAAUUGCACUUUGGGGAGUGUUGGUUCCAUGGAAAAUUAACUGGAAAUAGACAAGAAGCUGAAGAUCUUUUGAAGGCACAUGCACAUCUUGGUGAUGGAACAUUUCUAGUGAGAGAAAGUGUGACAUUUGUUGGAGACUACUGUUUGUCAUUCUGGAGACAAGGCAAAGUUAAUCAUUGUCGCAUAAAAUUGAAGCAAGAAAGGGGUAUAACUAAAUAUUAUCUCAUCGAAACAAUUUGCUUUGACAGUCUGUACAGUUUGAUCACACAUUACAGGCAGCAUCCACUCCGCAGUCAGGAGUUUUUGAUAACACUGAAAGAUCCUGUGCCACAACCUAACAAGCAUGAAGGUAAAGAUUGGUAUCAUCCUCAUUGCUCGAGAGCUCAGGCUGAAGAGUUGUUACGAAAAGUCAAUAUUGACGGUGCUUUCCUUGUCAGACCUAGUGAAAAAGAACAUGGUUCCUACGCAAUCAGUUUUCGGACGGAGAAAGAAAUUAAACACUGCAGAAUAAGACUGGAAGGAAGAUUGUAUACCAUUGGCACGGUUAAGUUUGAGAGUCUUGUAGAGUUGGUGUCAUACUAUGAAAAGAAUCCAUUGUACAAAAAGGUGAAGUUAUCAUAUCCCAUCAGCGAGGAGGCCAUAAGAAGAAUAAUAGCAGAGCCAGAUGACUGUUCAGUGUAUGGAACACCUGGUUACAUGGAUCCUACAUCAUUUAGCUCGAGGGUGACAGUAAAGGCAUUGUAUGACUACCGUGCAAGACAAGAUGACGAACUGUCAUUUUGUAAACACGCGAUAAUAACGAAUGUGGAUAAACCUGAUGAAGGUUGGUGGAGAGGGGAUUACGGAGGCAAACGUCACCAUUGGUUCCCCGCAAAUUACGUCGAAGAGGUCGAUGUACCUCAUUUACCAGAGAUUGCUGGAUGUUUGGAUAAUGAGAAUGCUGCGUUAGGUUCUCUUCAGCAGGGAGUUGUCGAUGUAUUAGGUGCUGUGGUGGAACUGGUUGUGGGCGAAGAAAGCGGUGCGGCGCGCUGGCUGGUCAGGAUACAGACCCCCACCAUGUGCUCCCCUUUCGAUAUGGCCGCGCCCACCAGGGAGAUAGCGUUAGAGUGGCUCGCUGCUAUCAAAGAAGCUGCUCACAGCGCCAGCGCCAGAUCUCUACAGCACAGGAAAAUGGAGCGCACCUGGAGAAUCGCCAAAGAAAUGUCCGAUCUCAUCGUCUACUGCCGCUCCGUGGCUUUCAACGCCGACAAAUUAAAAAGUAAAAACUUUGUCUUCAACGAAAUGUCAUCUUUCCCCGAAACUAAAGCGGAACGAUUCAUGUGCCAACAGGAGGCUUCGCAAGCGUAUUUCAUCAAAUACCACACAAUCCAACUGAGUCGUAUCUAUCCUAAAGGACAGAGGAUAGAUUCAUCAAACUACAAUCCCGUUCCGUUCUGGAAUGCUGGCUCACAGAUGGUGGCACUCAAUUAUCAAACACCGGACAAGGCGAUGCAAGUUAAUAUGGGAAAGUUCAAAGAGAAUGGAGGUUGCGGUUAUAUACUGAAGCCGGAGUUUAUGUUCGAUGAGAGAUAUACUCCUCAAGACAGGAGAUGUGUUGAGAGGAAGGUGAAGCCGGUGACGGUGAUGCUGCGCGUCAUCGCGGCGAGGCAUCUCUGCAAGUCUGGCAGGGGCACGGCGAGCCCUUUCGUCGAGGUCGAAAUCAUCGGCGCUGACUAUGACAGCGGCGUAAAAUUGGUCACCAAAACAGUCACUGACAAUGGAAUCAAUCCUAUAUGGAACGAUAUAUGCGAAUUCGACGUUGCCAAUCCCGAUUUGGCACUGAUCCGAUUCUUGAUUCAAGACGAAGAUAUAUUCGGUGAUCCGAAUUUCAUCGGUCAAGCGACGUAUCCAUUGAAAUGUCUACGCACCGGUUAUCGCAGCAUCAGUUUAACUAACGGUUUCUCAGAAGAAUUGGAAUUAUCAUCACUUCUUGUGCAUAUAAUCAUUACACCGAGUCGUUUGCAUUCUUUGCCUUAGCAGGUUCAGAGCCGUUCGCUUGGUCGAAAAAAACGUGAUGGCAUAAAAUGUGUUAUCAACUAACUGGUAACUAAUAGUGAAAGCUUUAUUAUACGUAUUUUUCAUGUUCCUUACAAAGUAAUCUAUAAACUUCACUGGUACU
Messenger RNA from Papilio machaon (common yellow swallowtail), 3993 nucleotides. RefSeq names its product 1-phosphatidylinositol 4,5-bisphosphate phosphodiesterase gamma-1 (gene sl). Bases 225 to 3851 code for a protein of 1208 amino acids. Gene Ontology annotation, molecular function: phosphatidylinositol-4,5-bisphosphate phospholipase C activity; protein binding; calcium ion binding. Gene Ontology annotation, biological process: positive regulation of epithelial cell migration; phosphatidylinositol-mediated signaling; phospholipid catabolic process. The record is from RefSeq and is a predicted model, not a curated record. Lineage: Eukaryota; Metazoa; Arthropoda; Insecta; Lepidoptera; Papilionidae. The transcript is spliced from 12 exons.